Daphnia pulicaria is the source of this 1135-nucleotide messenger RNA. Its product is annotated as RNA-binding protein 42-like. The record is from RefSeq and is a predicted model, not a curated record. The coding region runs from base 99 to 1028 and encodes 309 amino acids. NCBI's taxonomy places the organism in Eukaryota, Metazoa, Arthropoda, Branchiopoda, Diplostraca, Daphniidae. The transcript is spliced from 5 exons. Gene Ontology annotation, molecular function: mRNA binding.
GAUUGCACUUGGCAACUGUGCUAACAAGCGUGCAGAAGACCAAAAUUUGUGAUUGUGUUGCGGUGUUUUGUGAACAAAUUUUGUUUACUGUUUUCAAAAUGGCUAGUUUUCCUCAAAGACAAAUGCAAGAUGAAAUGGAAAGGUUUGAGGCUGAAAUCUCCAACUCCACGUCUAAACCUAGCAUACCAUCUGUUUUAAAACCAAACAUGAUACGUCCUACUUCUGGGGCACCAGGAGUUUUUCAGCAAAAGUUUCAGCCUCCCACACACUUUCUGCCUACACAGCUUCAAAGGGCUGGAGUACGCCCCACAGUUUCUUCUAUCUCCCAGCCGUUUUCUUCUUCCACAUCUGCACCACCUUCCAGCAUAGCUUCAAGUGUCGGAACAGCCAUCAUCAGUAACAAACCUGUUCUUUAUCUACCUGACAAAGAGGCUAAGGCAUCAUCAUCAACUUCUGCAACUGCGAAUUUGAUCAAAACUCCACAGCCUGUAGCCAAAAAGGCUAAAGUUGAAGCCAAAUCCCCGACUAAAGUUGUUCCAACAGCAGCAAGCGGCCCAUCUGUUUUGAGGGCCCCAUCCUCUACGGUUGGUUCAGCAACUGUCAAAGCUGGAACAGAAGAACCCAAAGUACAAAAAAUGAAGAAACCCAAAAAGUUUGUCAGGGCGGCUGGUGGUACAGUUUGGCAAGACGACUCGCUGCUGGAAUGGGAUCCAAAUGACUACCGAAUCUUUUGCGGUGAUCUCGGCAAUGAUGUAACAGAUGAGGUACUGGCCCGCGUUUUCGGCAAGUUCCCGUCAUUUCAGAAGGCAAAAGUGAUCAGAGACGCACGUUCCAAUAAAACGAAAGGCUUUGGCUUCGUGAGCUUCAAAGAUCCUACGGAUUUCACCCGAGCUAUGAGGGAGAUGAACGGCAAGUACGUGGGAAGUCGACCCAUCAAAUUGCGCAAGAGCAAUUGGAAGAACCGCAACAUUGACGAGGUGAAGAAGCGGCAAAAGGAAAAGGACGUCCUGCUGGGCAAGCGCCGAUGAUUCUCUCCAAAAUUCCACCCCCCGCUUCUCUAAUUUACUUUAAUGAGUUGUUGAUCAGACUGCUUCUAUGACAUCCCCCAAUGGAAAUACAAUCAACAAGAUUUCCA